Candida dubliniensis CD36 is the source of this 11376-nucleotide messenger RNA. RefSeq names its product histone acetyltransferase (gene TRA1). Gene Ontology annotation, molecular function: transcription coregulator activity; protein binding. The transcript has a single exon. Gene Ontology annotation, biological process: regulation of DNA-templated transcription; DNA repair. Bases 1 to 11376 code for a protein of 3791 amino acids. Lineage: Eukaryota; Fungi; Ascomycota; Pichiomycetes; Serinales; Debaryomycetaceae. The record is from RefSeq and is a predicted model, not a curated record. Gene Ontology annotation, cellular component: nucleus; SAGA complex; NuA4 histone acetyltransferase complex.
AUGCCCUACACAGAACAGCUUGACGCAUUCGUUACGCGACUCAAUGAAAGUGGCAGUGACUAUACCAAGAAGCAUUCAAUUCUAUCAGAAUUAUUAGACACUAUAGAAUCAUUCAAUGGGGCCACAGAAUAUGAAUAUUUUUUAAAGAAUUUGGUCCCCAUUUUUAUUAAAGAUUUAGAACAAGUUCCUAUAUCAUUCAUAAGUAGUUCUCCACAACACAAGUUGAGAAAUUCCAUAUUGGAAAUUAUUCAUAGAUCGAUUUUGAAUGAUACUUUCCAACCAUUCUCUGAACUGAUAUUGGAUGCGUUAGUAAAGACUUUGGUUGAAGAAAAUGAAGAUAAUGGGGUUUUAUGUAUGAAAAUCAUUACUAGUUUACAUAAAGCUUACAAGAAUAAGUUGAACGAAAAAGUACAGCCAUUUGUUGAUAUCAUUGGUUCUAUUUACGAUAAUAUGGAUAAAACUGUACAUGAUGUGUUUGGUGACGAUGAUAAUAAUACAGCAGAAACUUCGACUGAUGCCAAAGAAGAUUCUCCUGCAGCAACCACAACAACUACAGGAUUCAAUGAAGAAACACCAACGAAAAAGUUGAAUAAAGCUAUGUUUUCAUUUAAAACUUUAGCUGAAUGUCCUAUCACCAUGGUAUCAUUGUACCAAUCAUAUAAACAAUUAGUUGCAACAUCAUUGCCCAAAUUUUUACCUAAAAUAAUUCAUAUUUUGGAAUUGCAGGUUGAAAAACAGAAACAAUUUAGAGAAGAAUCAGAAAAUAAAAUUGUUACAUCGAUUUCACCUGAAAUCAAAAACAGACAAUCAUUUAGUGAUUUUAUAUUAGGUCAAGUCAAAGCAGCUUCAUUUUUGGCUUAUGUUUUCAUUAGAGGUUACGCCAGUCAACACUUGAAACCAGAAGAAAGUAAAUGUGUACCUGAUGUCAUUUUAAGAUUAUUACAGGAUUGCCCUGCUGAACUUUCCAUUGCUAGAAAAGAAUUAUUACAUGCAACAAGACAUAUUCUUUCAACACCUUUCCGUACACAAUUUAUUCCAAAAUUGGAAUUAUUGUUUAAUGAAAAAAUACUUAUAGGUGAUGGAUUAACUUCAUAUGAGACAUUAAGACCAUUGGCAUAUUCUACGGUAGCUGACUUUAUUCAUAAUGUUAGAAACGAAUUAACUCCAGCACAAAUAUGGUCAACAGUAAAUAUUUAUUGUGAUUUAUUAAAAGAUGAUUCAUUGGCUUUAACUGUGCAAAUAAUGAGUGCUAAAUUGUUACUUAAUUUAGUGGAAAAAAUUAUGAAAUUACCAAAUAAAUUGGAAGGUAGACAAUUAUUCCUUAUUAUAAUCGACUCGUAUGCUAAAAGAUUUGCUAGUUUGAACCGCAAGUAUAAUUAUAUCAUUACAAAGCAUAAUGAAUUUGAGAAUAAAAAGGCUUCCAAAGAAAGAAAGGCUAAGAAGGCAAUUGAAAGAUAUUCUUCUAAAAUAGAACCAGAAGUAGAAGAACAGAAAUCCGACAAUGCCAAUGAAGAUAUGAUGGACAUUGAUAAACCCAAUCAAGACAACAAAGAAGAAGAAGUUUCAGAAAAACCCGAACCUCCUCUUGAUAUGUUCAAUAUUGAUACUCAUUCACCAAUUGCUGCUAUCCCUGUUUCAAACAAUACUGAUGUUUUAAAAGAUGCAAGAUAUUUAUUUAGAACUUUAAUGACGUUUUUGAAAUCGGUUAUUUUUGGAUUGAAGAAUUGUAAUCCUCCUGUCCCACCACAACCAACACCAUCUGAUCCUAAUAAACCAGGACAACAAGUGAAUUAUGAUAAAUGGAAUGAUUCAGCCAAAUUGAUUGCCUUUGAAGAAGUCAAUAUAUUAAGAGCUUUAUUCAGAGGUGGUAUUAGUUGUCUUCGGUUUUUUUCCAUUACCAAAUCAAAACCACCAAUUACUAACAAGACAAUUGAUUUUUCCACUGGUGGACCAAACUUACCAAUAACAUCAUCUAAAGAAGAAAAAGAUUUGAUGGAGAUUUUUGCCACUAUUUUUAUUCAUAUUGACCCAGCUUCAUUUAAUGAAAUUGUUAGUUCUGAAUUACCAUUUAUGUUUGAAUCAAUGUUAGAAAAUGCUGCAUUAUUACAUUUACCACAAUUUUUCCUAGCUAGUGAAGUCACUUCGGCCAAUUUCUCGGGGAUUUUAAUUUCAUUCUUGAGAGAAAACUUGGAACAAUUAGGUGAAGCUGAUUUGAUCAAAUCUAAUAUAUUGACGAGACUUUUCAAGCUUUGUUUUAUGUCGGUUAAUAUAUUCCCCACUACUAAUGAAGGAGUAUUAUUGCCUCACUUAAACCAUUUGAUAUUGGAAUCAUUAAGGUUGGGAACAAAGGCAGAAGAACCAAUUGUAUACUCUUACUUGGUGAGAAUCCUUUUCCGAAGUAUUAGUGGAGGAAGAUUUGAAAAUUUGUAUAAAGAAAUCAUGCCAAUUUUACCCGUAUUGUUGGAAAAUUUGAAUAAAAUGAUUGCGAAUGCCAGAAGACCAUAUGAAAGAGAUAUAUAUGUCGAGUUGUGUUUGACCGUUCCAGUUAGAUUAUCAGUUUUGGUUCCCCAUUUGAAUUAUUUAACUAGACCAUUAGUGUAUGCAUUGAAUGGAUCUCAAGAAUUGGUUAGUCAAGGUUUGCGUACGUUUGAAUUAUGUGUGGAUAAUCUCACGGCAGAGUAUUUUGAUCCAAUGAUUGAACCAGUUAUUGACGAGAUUAUGGCAGCUUUAUGGAAACAUUUAGAACCGGUGCCUUAUCAUCACCAACAUUCUCAUACUGCUAUAAGAAUUUUGGGUAAAUUAGGAGGUAGAAAUCAUCGGAAUUUUAAACCUUGUAACAAGUUAGUCACUCAACUGGAUUUAGAUCAAGAAGUAAAAGCUUUAUUUGAAAUUCAUGGCCUAAAGGAUUCAGUUCCAGUUUCUAUCACCCCUGGAGUUGAAUCGGCGGUAAAACUUCUUGAAGAUCCAAGAUUGAAAAUCCAUUAUAAAAUAAGUGCUUUCAAAUACUUGGCAAACAUUUUGAAAUUAUUAAUAAAUACAACUCCCAUACCAGAUAAUUUUCCUCAAUAUAUUAGUGAAAGUAUUGAAUUUUUAAAGCAAGAGAAAAUUAAAGACAUCCAUAUUGAAUUAUCACCUUCAGAAAUUAAGGAUAGUGAAAAAUUGGAUCGUCAACAACAAUUAUUUUCCAAAUUGCUUGAAAUCUUGUUUUUUUCGGUAUCUAUCCCUGAUUUGAAAGAAGAGGCUAGUGAGUUGAUUGAUGGGAUUACUACCCAUUUCACUUUUCUCCGGUUAACAACUUCUGUUAUUGAAAAAGUCAAAAAGGAAAGACAAUUUUCAAUUAAUGAAAAUGAAGGUAAAGCUUAUAUAAACGAGAAUGUGUUUUUCAAUGCUUUAAAUUAUGCCUUGAGCUUUUGGGAUAAAAAUGUUAGACAGAAGGGGAUUGAUUGUAUCAAGAAGAUAUACGAUACCACAGUUGUAAUAUUUGGUUCUGAAGAAAAUGCCUUGUAUUCACCAGUAUUUCGGUCAAUGUUUUAUAAGUUUACUCAUUGCUGUUACAAUGAAUAUUAUCAUGCCAAACUUGGAGGUGUAUUGGGAUUAAAAACAAUGUUUCAAGAUUUAAAGAUCCCACCUAGUUGGUUCAGUAAGAGACAAUUUGAAUUAGUACGUUCAAUAUUUUUUAUCUUAAGAGAUACUCCUGAAACAGCUCCAUUUGAAGUGAGAGAAUCAGCAAAAACAUUAGUGUUGGAUCUUUUGAAAGCAUGUAAUACAGAUGUGACAAAGGAAACCGUAACCGAGAAAUCUUUUCAAACACUUGUGGGUGCAUUUGUUUAUGACUUGGCCAGUCCAACACCAAUGGUCAGAGAAGUUGCUCAAAAUUGCUUGAAGGUUCUUUCUGAAACUACUGGUGUGGGAAUCGCCACGAUGAUUGAUCCCUGUAAACAUUUGUUGUUAGCACCUAUAUUUGGCAAACCAUUACGUGCAUUACCCUUCCCCAUGCAAAUUGGGAAUAUAGACGCCAUUACCUUUUGCUUGAAAUUACCCGAUACAUUCUUGACAUUUAACGAAGAAUUGAAUAGAUUGCUUUUAGAGGCACUUGCAUUGGUUGAUGCCGAAGAUGAAUCAUUAGCCAAUGUUCACCGUUUAAGUGAAUAUCGUACUUCGAAACAACUUAUUGAGUUGCGGGUUGUUUGUAUCAAGUUAUUGUCGUUAGCAUUAACAAAGCCAGAUUUCUCAUUAGGGUCGUUGGCAGAAGCAAGAAUUAGAAUUUUGGGGGUAUUCUUCAAGGCAUUAUGUAAUAAAUCAACGGAAAUAAUUAAUGCUGCUCAUCAUGGAUUAGCAGCCAGCCUACAAGAGAAUGCCAAAUUACCAAAAGAGUUGUUGCAAAAUGGUCUUCGUCCUAUGUUAAUGAAUUUGUCAGAUCAUAAGAAACUUACAGUUUCUGGUCUUGAAGCAUUGGCUAGAUUAUUAGAAUUGUUGAUUUCAUAUUUUAGAGUUGAAAUCGGGAGAAAACUUUUGGACCAUUUAAUGGCUUGGGCUCAAAUCAAUACAUUGAGACAAAUUGCUGGUCAAGAUUUAACCAACAAUCAUACUGUACAAAUUGUUAUGGCAAUUUUGAAUAUAUUCCAUUUAUUGCCAGCAAAAGCUUACACAUUUAUGGAAGAAAUCAUUAAUACUUUACAGUAUUUGGAAGGACAUUUAGAUCGUCACAAAGAUUCUCCAUUCAGACAACCAGUAUCGAAAUUUUUGAAUAGAUUUGCAGAAAACUGUAUUGGAUAUUUGAUUGCCAAUUUUAAGAACCGUAAAUUGGGUAAUAUGUUGGCAGCAAUCACCGGUAUGGAUGGUUGUGAAAAUUUGAGAAAGAUUUCUCGUGAGAAAUUGACCGUAUUCAUUGAUGAUGUAAAGAAUGAAUCAGAUAAAGAAAUCAAAAUUAUUAAAUUUGCAAACUUGGUUGACUUGAUCGAUGCCAUUAGCAAGCAUGAACAUAGUUGGUUUGAUGAACAGAAACCUUUGUUGUUAUUGCUUUCACAAACAGUUGAAGAAAUAUCCUAUACUCGUACGACAGCGGAAUUCUCAUCCGUUCACUUCCAGAGUGAUCAAGCUAUUGAGAAACUUCAUGAAUUGAUUGUCGGAUUUUUGAAAAGAAACCCUAAAGAAGUUGAUCUUAUGUUUGCUGUUGUUAAUCGUGAUUGCAAAUUGAAACUUCAAGUUCCAGCAGUUAUUGAAGAUUACCUUUUUAAUAACAUAGUUUCGUCAAGUGAAAUUGAUAUAAGAGAAGAAUAUUUAAAGAAAACUAUUGAUUUUGCCAAUGAUGAUAUUUCUAAUUUGAAAGCAAAGAUUUUCUUUUUGAAAAAAGUUUUUAAUCCAAUAUUUAUAUAUGAGUCAGUAAUGAGAGGCUCGGUGGACUCAUUCUUCACCAGUACGAAACCUGAAUGGCUUGAAAAAUUGGAUGAGAAUAUUUGGAAAUCAACAACAGAUAUAAUUACGAAUCAUACUUCAGGUUCAAUGGACAGUUAUCGAUACGCGCUUCUUGAAGUGACUGCAUUGUUACUUAAAUUAGCAUCAAAAUACAUUGGUGAUUUACGGAAAGAUAUUAUCAAGUUCAGUUGGAAUUAUAUAAAAUUGGAAGACAAUAUCACUAAACAAGUUGCUUAUGUGACAACUUCCUAUUUUAUUUCGGUGUAUGAUACACCAGCAAAAUUGACAACACAAGUUUUUGUUGCUCUUUUGAGAACUCAUCAAACUGAUUCGAGAUAUUUGGUGAAACAAGCUCUAGACAUUUUGGCUCCUGUUAUGUCAGAAAGAAUGAAUGAUGCUGAUUCAUCUGAUAAUUGGUUGAAAUGGCCACGUAGAAUAUUAUCAGAAGAUGGAUUUAAUGUUACCCAAGUGUUGAACGUAUAUCAAUUUAUUGUUCAACAUCCCGAUUUGUUUUUCGUUGCCAGAGAGCAUUUUGUUUCCAAUAUAAUCACUGCAAUGGGUAAAUUAACAAUCCUUGCCAAUCCUGCUAUUGAAAAUCAAGUAUUGGCAAUCGAAUUGGCUGAGUUGAUUUUAUAUUGGGAACGUAAAGCAAAAGGUUCCAAAGAAGAAGUACAGACAAUCCAAGAGGAUGAAAAUAUUGAAGAUGACAAAGAAGAAACUAUCCCUAAAGAAGAAGAAGAAGAAGAAGUCAAACCUGAAAGUGAUUUUACUACUUCUCCAAAUUAUUCUAUUCCAUUUGGUCAAAGAGAAGCAUGCGUCACUUUUUUGAUUAGAUAUGUUUGUAUUAGUCCUCAGAGAGCGUCUGAAAGUGAGUUGGGUCAGAAAGCAUUAGGAAUUUUGUAUGACUUGUUGAGUCCUGAACACUGGUCAGAAGUUUCUGUGAAGCUUACAUUCUUUGAAAAAUUUUUAUUAGCCCAAGAUAUUAAUUCGAGUAAUUUAUUAGGUUAUUGUUUGAAUGCAUUAGAAGUUUUGGGGGUGGUUUUGGAAUGGAAAAAACCCGAAUGGAUUGUUUCAAAUCUUUCCUAUCUUCAAAAAUUGCUUGAAAAGUGUAUUAAGUCUGAUAACCAUGAUAUUCAAGAAGUUUUACAAAGAGUUCUAUCCACUAUUUUGAAGGCUAUAACCGACCAAAAGACGACCGAGGAAGAAGACGAAGAGGAAGAUGAUGUGAAAGAGUUUUUUAAUUUGCUUACCACUACUGUUACCGAGGAUUUGGGAGACACAUCUUCUGUCCCUGCAGGUGUCACCUUAUUCUGGACAUUGGCUCAUUAUAAACCAUCGACUUUGGAUAACUUAUUACCAACAAUUAUGAAGACGUUUAGUAAACUUUGUAAGGAUCACAUUACUAUGACGCAUCAAGGUUCUCAAACGUCUACUUCAAAAGAUAAUGCAAGUUCAGAAUUUGAAGCUAAGAUGACGACAAGGUUACUCGAGAAAAUUCUCAAGUUAUGUGCAUCGAGAAUUUCCAAUUUGGGUGAUCAAAGACGUAUAUUUUUGUCGUUAUUGGCACAGUUAAUUGAAAGAAGUUUAGAUAAAGACACUUUGGAAAAAAUCAUUAAAAUUGUUAAAAAUUGGGUGUUUUCGAGAACAGAUCUUUUCCCUACAACGAAAGAAAAAGCGGCUAUUUUAUCGAAAAUGAUGGUAUUUGAAAUUCGAGGGGAGCCUACCUUGUCAAAAGAGUUUUAUCAGAUCAUUGUUGAUAUUUUUGAAGAUGAUACCUUUAGCUGCACUGAACUUACUGUGAGAAUGGAACAACCAUUUAUGGUAGGAACCAGAUCUGUCGAUGUAUCUAUUAGACGUAAGUUGAUGUCCAUAUUGAACAACAGUUUAGAAAAAGAUAUCGCUAAAAGGUUGUAUUACGUAAUAAGAGAACAAAAUUGGGAAUAUUUGGCAGAUUACCCUUGGCUAAACCAAGCAUUACAAUUGCUUUUUGGAGCAAUAGACUUUGAUCAAGAAAUAAGAUUAGUUGAUGAGGAAAAUAAGUUGGCACCGGUAAAAGCGUUGUCGUUCCCUGAAUCUGACAAGAUGGAAGUUGAUAAUACCAGUAAUAAUAAUGAGAAGUUGAAUGAGUUAUUGAAGAAACACUCAGAGUUUAUGGCAGCUGCUGGAAUCAUAAAGGCAGGUGAUAUUUUGGAACCAUUGAUUGAUAUGUUUUAUCAAAGUGGUGAGACCAUCCAUCGGACCUGGUCAUCAUUUUUCCCAAUUGCAUUUUCUUCUCUUCCACAUUCAGAAACUUUGGAUUUCACUCGAUUUAUGGUUAUUUUGUUGUCUAAAGAUUACCACACUCGUCAAGUUGAUAUGAGACCAAAUGUUAUCCAAUCAUUAUUGGAAGGGGUUUCACGUUGUGAGGAUCUUCAAUUGCCUCCAUUUGCCGUUGAAUGUUUGGCAUCCAACUUUGAUGCUUGGUCACAAGGAAUUCAUAUACUUGAGAAUAUUGAUGAAAAAUUGGUUAAUGCCAAUGUAGAAGUACGUGAAGUAACCGAGGAUGCGUUGGCAAAAUUAUAUGCAACUUUGAAAGAAGAUGACAUGUUUUAUGGGUUAUGGCGUAGAAGAGCCAAAUAUUCGGAGACAAUAAGUGCAUUAUCAUUUGAACAACUUGGUCUUUGGGACAGAGCACAACAAUUAUAUGAAACUGCUCAAAUCAAAGCUAGAAGUGGAGCAUUACCAUAUGGCGAGUCAGAAUACGCACUUUGGGAGGAUCAUUGGAUUCUUUGUUCCGAAAAGUUGCAACAUUGGGAUAUUCUUACAGAUCUCGCUCGACAUGAAGGCUUUUCAGAUCUUCUUUUGGAAUGUGGUUGGAGAGUUGCAGAUUGGUAUAAUGAUAGAGAGACUUUAGAUCAAACUGUUAAAAAUGUUAUGGAUGUGCCAACACCUAGACGUCAAGUGUUUGAGACAUUUUUGUGUUUACAAGGAUUUGGUCAAGAAAAGGAAACAUUGCAGGAUUUGUCACGUUUGUGUGAUGAAGGUAUUCAAUUAGCAUUGCGUAAAUGGCAUGGAUUACCAGAAAGAUUUGCCAAUGCCCACAUUCCGUUAUUGCAUACAUUCCAACAAUAUGUUGAAUUUAUGGAAGCCAGUCAAGUAUAUGCCAGCUUGGUAACUACAAAUGCUCAAAAUUUGGAUAUGAAAUCACAAGAAUUGAAAAGAGUGUUACAGGUGUGGCGUGAACGUUUACCUAAUGUUUGGGAUGACAUUAAUAUUUGGAAUGAUUUGGUUACCUGGCGUCAACAUGCCUUCCAAGUUAUCAAUAAAGUGUAUAUGCCAUUUAUUCCUGUCUUGCAACAGAAUAGCACAGGAAGUAAUGCCAAUUCCUAUGCAUACCGUGGAUUCCAUGAGAUUGCUUGGGUCAUCAAUAGAUUUGCCCAUGUUGCUAGAAAGCACAACAUGCCUGAAGUUUGUAUUAAAGAAUUGACGAGAAUAUAUCAAUUGCCAAAUAUUGAAAUCCAAGAAGCAUUUUUGAAAUUGAAAGAACAAGUGAAAUGUCACUAUCAAAAUAGUAAUGAAUUGAAUACUGGUCUUGAUGUUAUUAGUAAUACCAACUUGGUUUAUUUUGCCACACAACAGAAAGCAGAAUUUUUCACUUUGAAAGGUAUGUUCUUGAACAAAUUGAACCAAAAAGAUGAAGCCAAUAAAGCUUUUGCCACAUCUGUUCAAAUUGAUCUUAAUUUACCAAAGGCUUGGGCAGAAUGGGGUAUGUUUAAUGAUCGUCGUUUUAAGGAAAAUCCAAACGAUAUGGUGUACGCUAAUAAUGCUAUUAGUUGUUAUUUACAAGCUGCUGGUCUUUAUAAGAAUGGGAAAACCAGAAAGUUAUUAGCGAGAAUCUUGUGGUUGAUUAGUUUGGAUGAUGCUUCAGGGACAUUGGCACAAGCUUUUGAGAAUUUUAGAGGAGAGGUCCCUGUAUGGUAUUGGAUUACUUUUAUACCACAAUUGUUGACAUCAUUGUCUCAGAAGGAAGCGAAAUUGGCUAAACAGAUUUUGAUUAGAAUUGCUAAGAACUAUCCACAAGCAUUACAUUUCCACCUUCGAACGGCAAGAGAGGAAUUUGCUGCUCAACAGCGACAUAUUGCUGACCUUGCCCGUCAACAAGCUGCUCAGUCUGCUGCACAAGCUACACAAGCAGCUGCAGCUGCAGCAGCUAGUUCUUCUUCUUCACCUAAUGAAUCAAACGGCAAUAAUGGCACUAACCAACAAUCAAAAUUGAAUGGAUCACUGCCAGGAAAUGGAGCAAGGACUCAACAAUCACCAGUCUCACAACCACAGCAACCACAAAUCAACAUUCCAAAUUCAAUUCGUCAACCAUUGGAACAUAUUGAUGAGAUUAUGGCUAUUUUGAAAACUGCUUAUCCAUUGAUGGCGCUUUCUUUGGAAUCAUUAGUGGACCAGAUCAACCAACGAUUCAAGUGUACUGCAGAUGAAGAUGCAUAUAGAUUAUGUGUUGCAUUACUUAAUGAUGGUAUUCAGUAUUUAAAUAAAUUAGGAAAUCCAAAAGAAGAUGCUAAAUUGCCAACUAUAACGGAAGCCAAUAUAACUAGAUUUGCUGAAACGGUUCUUCCAAAACAGAUUAGAGCAGAAUUUGAAAAAGAUUUGGUGAUUUCUAAACCAAACUUGGAAACUUAUAUUUCAAAAUUGAGAAAUUGGAGAGAUAGAUUGGAAGAUAAAUUAGAUAGACGAUUUUCACAAGUGAAUUUGGAGAAUUUAUGUCCACAUUUAAGUGAAUUCCAUCAUCAGAAAUUCGAAGAAAUUGAAGUACCAGGACAGUAUUUAUUGAAUAAAGAUAGUAAUGCUCAUUUUGUUAAAAUUGAAAGAUUUCUUUCCACGAUUGAUUUAGCUCGAGGUUCUAGUGCAUGUUAUAAAAGAUUAAGAAUUCGUGGACACGAUGGUAGUUUGCAUACUUUUGCCGUCCAAUUUCCAGCGGCUCGUAAUUGUCGUCGUGAAGAAUCGGUAUUUCAACUUUUCAGAAUAUUCAAUGAUAGCAUUUCGAGAAAAGUUGAGACACGUCGUCGUAAUAUCCAAUUCACUUUACCAAUUGCCGUUCCAUUAUCUCCACAUAUUCGUAUUGUCAAUGAUGAUACUAGAGAUGUCUCAUUACAAAAAGUUUAUGAAGAUUUUUGUAAAAAGAAUGGCAAGAGUCGUGAUGAACCAUUUAUUUAUACUGUGGAGAAGUUAAGAGCUGCAUAUGACCAAAGAUUACCAAAACCUGAUAUUGCUAGUGUUAAAGUUGAAAUUUUGAGUGCUAUUCAAUCAUUAUUGGUUCCAUCUACGGUUUUGAAAAAUCAAUUUAUCAAUUUGUAUUCAAAUUUUGAAGAUUUCUGGUUAUUCCGUAAGCAAUUUACUUCGCAAUAUGCAUCAUUUAUUUUUACCACAUACAUGAUGUGUAUAAAUGCUAGACAACCGCAAAAGAUUCAUGUCAAUAAAGGUUCAGGAGCGGUUUGGACUUCUGAUAUGUUACCGUACAGAAUAUCACCAAGAAAUCCUAAUGAAAAUACCCAGAUUAAACAAUCACCUAUAUUUGUUAAUACUGAACAAGUUCCAUUUAGAUUGACUCCGAAUAUUCAAAAAUUGAUUGGAGAAACUGGGUUAGAAGGGAUUUUAUCGGUUUAUGUUUUAUGUAUUGCUCGAGCAUUGUUAGAACCAGAAUCUGAUUUGGAACAAUAUUUGACUUUAUUUGUAAGAGAUGAAGUUAUGUCUUGGUGUUUACAAAAUGAUAAAACUGCGUUAUCUAAUGAGAAACAAUUGAGUGAUAUUGUUCGAUUAAAUGUUGAAAGUAUUAUUAGAAGAGUCAUGACAAUGGGUCAUAUAUCAUCAGCAAAUGGCGUGGCCAAUCAACAUGUUUUAGAAUUGAUUUCACAAGCUGUUAAUCCACGUAAUUUAGCUUCAGCUGAUUCUUUAUGGAUGGCAUAUUUUUAA